Messenger RNA from Durusdinium trenchii, 2820 nucleotides. The record is from the annotation of a GenBank genome assembly. NCBI's taxonomy places the organism in Eukaryota, Dinophyceae, Suessiales, Symbiodiniaceae.
AUGGCGCCCAAGCGGUCGGCGGUGGUGGACGUGUUGGCACGGAAAGGCUACUAUGACGAGAUGACCAACACCUUCGAGGAGAUCAACGAGAAGCGCGACAUCGUCGAGAAGGAGCUUCAGGAGUUGGUGGAGGAGCGGGAAGAGCUCGUGAAGGCCAUUGCCGAACUGCAGGCAAGGCUGGAGCAGAUUGCAGUGUCCAACAAGGCCAAUUGCAAGACGCUCCGGAAGACGGAGCGGAUCCUCCGGCAGCUGGAGCAGGGCGGCGCCGUGGCGCGCGCCGCGCUGCGGAAGCUGCUGCUCUCGCGGAUGACGCUGGAGGAACGUGUGGCCAAGGUUCGAGAGGACUUCCAGCUGAGCUGUAACUGGCCGGCUUCCCCGGUCUCACGACAGAGACUGAAGAAGGAAGACUUGACCAUGACCAGGACCGAGGAGGAUGGGAGCGAAGUGGUGCUUCCCAUGCGCUCCUACUGCGCCACCGGCAUCGAGAAGCCACCGGUGAUUGUCUACUUUCACGGCGAAUCCUACGUGGCUGGCACGCUGGACACCCACGACUGGCUUUGCUCGGCCCUGGCGCAGCUGUCCCAGGCGGCGGUGCUCAGCGUGGAGUACCGCAGACCGCCCGAGGUCCGCUUCCCGGUGCCGGUGGACGACGCCUGGGCGGCGCUCCAGUGGGCGGCGGCAGGCAGCCUCGGCUGGCCGGCCCCAGCGCUGGCGGUCGCCGGCGACGCGGCAGGUGGCGCUCUGGCCAUGGCCUGCGCGCUGCGGGCGCGCGCGGCCAGCGAGCGCGGGGAGGAGGAGGUGCCUGACCUGCGGGUGCAGGUCCUAUUCUACCCAUGGGUCGAUGUGAGGCCCAACAGUGAUUCGAUGCAGAGCUGUCAAGAAGACAACGAUCUGCACAUCCUCAUGCAGGAGGACUUAGCCUUCGCCAGUGAGAUCUACGGACCUCCACGUGUGAAGAGUAGCGAGGAGGAGGAAGAGGAGGAAGAGGACGACGAACCGAAGGUGGAGGAGUGGAUGAAGGUGGAAGAAGCCUCACCGCUCUUAGCCGGCACCCUGCAGAACCUCCCACGGACCUUCCUCGCCUAUGCGGCAGAUGAUCUUUUAGCACCGGACUGCCGUGCGCUAGUGAGCCGCCUGCGGAAGGAGCAAGGUGCCGAGGCGGUGCAUGAGCUCGAGCUGCCGGGGCCUUUAGGCCCCGGCUUUGCGAAGGAUCCCACCAAGGCCGCCAGCUAUGCCGCCCUGGCCGCCGCCGGGGCCUUUGCCAGCGGCGCCUUCAUGGGCAGGGUCUUUGGAAGCUUCCAGAGUCCGUAUGAACUUCCACAGGCAGCUGAAGAGAACAGUACAACGGGAUACUUGCCCUCACCCGAAGAUCAUGAAGGGAAUACCACGUUGCUCUCCUGGCUCUUCCGCGAUGCGGCGACGGUCGCGUUGAGAACGACCUCCCCAGCUGCGACAUGGAGCUUUGAAGUGAGGCUGCCAGAGGAGCAUCCUGCACUGGUGGAGGUGGAGGGCAGGUGGUGGUGUCGAGCUUCACCCUUUCAGUUGGAGUUGCCACUCGGGCACAGCUACCCCUUGCAGAUCCGAGCCGUGCUUAGAGAUGGCUCCGAUGUGCUUUGCUCCUCCGCGUGGAGCCCCUCCACCACGGUGGACCUGCGGCCGUUGGCGACGAAGAACGGACCGUCUCGCUUGGAGGCUCCCAGCAAGCCGAACUUCCAGGAGUUCCUCCGAGGCAUCUCUCCGGACCGGCGGAGCCCUUAUAGGCGGGAGACAUCGGACGAGCAGCGUACGGGAGGAUCCGGAGGAUUCCCUGCAACAUCGCCUUCGACCAGUGCAGGGGAUGCAACAGCCACCGACCUUCUCACAGAGCCCCAAACGCCAUCCGCCAGUCCGCGGAAGCCGCGCGACGUGGCGGAGCUUUGGAGUUCAGAACGCGCCAGGAAGGCCUUCUUCGACUUUCUGCCAAUGUCCAUGGUGGUUCGCUGGCGUGCCACCAACGGAGUGCUGAAGGGGCAGGUGGCUUUGUACUUGCGAGCUCGCGCAGGAAGCUCCGCCGAGCCUGACGAGCCAGAAGCUGACGAAGUGCCGGAACCAGACGUGUGCGAGCCCGCCCAAGACGAGCCUCCGCUGGCCCGGGAAACAAAAGAGGAACUGCCGGAACCAGCAGCGGACCAGCUAGCACACAUCUCAGGCCUCCUCCGGCCAUCGCUUCCGCUUCCGGUGCGCGCCGCGUCGGGCAGCUUUCGCAGUGCCAUGCCUGCGUGGGGCGAGGUGCAGCGCGAUUUGGGGCGUCUGCUGGCAGAUCCAUCUUUCAGGAUUUUCCUCUUGUCCAGCACAGCCUCCUUGCGACCCUUGCGUCUUCCGGUCGCUCCAACGAUUCUUGAGCGUUUGCAGCUGCUCCUGGCAGAGCAGCUGAACGAAGCGCCAGAGCUUGGCUUUGCCCAGCGCGUGGCCACUGCCAUGUCCGCCACGGUGGGCGUAGACUUCGCCGUGCAGGUGGGAUUGAUGCCACAGUUUCACCAGCCCAUGUUCAUCCUUUUCCUGGGAGGCGGAGGCCCGGAGGUGCGCCUGUUGGUGAACGGCUUUGUGGCAUCCAAGCCGAAGCACGUGCGCGGCGACCGGCCGGAGCGGAAGUGCACGCCGUGGCUCGCCUCGCUGUGCUCGCCGGAGCUGAGGGCUGGGACCCCUGAUGGGAGCGAGACGAUCUGGGAGUACUCCGUGCGCGAAGCCUAUGCCGAAGACACAGGCUCCGCUGUGGAGUGCUUUCGGCCACUGCUGGACGCCAUGGCCCAGCGUGGUUGGAGUGGAUGGCCCAUGCAGUGA